UGCAGUCCGUGAACGGGAGUCGGUAAUGUGGGACGGAGUUUUGCCUGUUUGUUAGUAGAGAAGGCGGGGGAGAGUGGGUCGCUGACUUGACAUAGGGGUUGCAUUAAUAUAGUUUUGAGAGCAAGAAAGCCGAUUAUGGCGUCGGGUGAGACACUGUAUAUCGAGGCCGACGGCUCUGAAAUGCCGGCCGAAAUAGUGGAAUUGCAUGAAAUCGAAGUUGAGACCAUCGAGACCACAGUGGUUGGCGGAGACGACGACGAGCACCAGCCGAUGAUCGCGCUGCAGCCUCUGGUUACAGACGAUCCCAAUCAUGUCAACCAUCAGGAGGUUAUUUUGGUGCAAACUCGAGAAGAGGUCGUGGGCUGCGAUGAUUCAGAUCUCCACGGAGAUGAUAGUUACGAGGAUCAAAUUCUCAUUCCUGUCCCCGUCCCGGUGGCAGAAGAGGACUAUAUAGAACAGACUUUAGUUACUGUGUCUGGCAAGAACGCGUCUGGCAGGGUGAAGAAAGGUGGAGGCGGCGGGAAAAGAGUGAUCAAAAAGAGCUUCUUAAACUCCGCGGAAGCGAGCGGACGCAAAUGGGAACAGAAGCAAGUGCAGAUAAAAACAUUGGAGGGGGAGUUUUCCGUCACUAUGUGGGCAUCGGAUGAUAAAAAGGAUGUUGAUGAUGAGAAUGUGGUGGAGGAGCAGAUUAUUGGAGAAAACUCUCCUCCAGACUACUCGGAAUACAUGACGGGGAAGAAACUGCCCCCUGGUGGCAUACCCGGCAUUGACCUAUCAGACCCCAAACAGCUGGCAGAAUUUGCAAGAAUGAAGCCAAGGAAGAUAAAGGAGGAUGACUCUCCAAGAACGAUAGCAUGCCCCCACAAAGGUUGCUCGAAGAUGUUCAGAGACAACUCUGCAAUGAGGAAGCACCUGCACACUCACGGGCCACGUGUUCAUGUCUGCGCUGAAUGCGGAAAGGCGUUUGUGGAAAGUUCCAAGCUUAAACGACAUCAGUUGGUUCACACUGGUGAAAAGCCUUUCCAGUGCACAUUUGAAGGCUGUGGUAAACGCUUCUCACUGGACUUUAACUUGCGGACUCACGUGCGGAUUCACACUGGAGACAGGCCCUACGUUUGCCCAUUUGACGGCUGCAACAAGAAGUUUGCACAGUCCACUAACCUGAAGUCUCAUAUUUUGACACACGCAAAAGCUAAAAACAAUCAGUGAGAACAGUUUGCUAAGGACCCAAUUUGAUAGCAGCUUCUCGAGCUCCAAAACCCAAUUUUUAUGUCGUUUCUAAAGCAUUUUUUCUAAGAGAAUCUCAGUGCACAUUUUGAUGGGAAUUAAAAUGUGAAUGAGGACCUGACACCAAACUUAUCCCAUCACGACCUGAAAAAAUUUGCCGAAGCUCCCAGCUAUGAAAGUUUCUUCUUUUGAAGAUGUGAUUGUUGAUUUGGGACCCUCAAGACUCUCAAUCUCCUGAGCCCAAAGAAUAUGUGUGUCUAUUUCUACCAGUUUGCAAAGACUGCUUUUUAGAUGUCUUCAAAGUGUGCAUAUUGUACACUUUUUAGAGCAUAGAGCUGUCACAAUGUGUGCGUGUGUUGUCCCCGAGACUUAAAACCUGUGAAUGCUUUCUUCAAGGAGAAUGAAAUGCAGUUCAACUUUUUUCAGUGUAAAUAGAGCUUUUCUUUGUGAGAGGUAUCCUGCAGGUAUCUCAUUUUGUAUACCUGUUCUGUACAAAUGUUUUGAAAUCAUGUAGAUAAUAGAGAUGUCGAUUAGAAUGUGUUUAACCAAUUAAAACUGUUUUAUCCAGCUUCAGGAAGUACUACUAUACACAUGCCUUCUUUUGUAAUACAAUAACAAUCUCCUCAGUAUGUGACAAGAUGCUUUCCCUUAUAAUUCCUUUAAUUUAUUUAAUGAUAUGGAAUAAAGCUAAACUCCCCUGUACUGUUGCAAAGAGCCUGACAUUUUAUCAAUGUGUGAUUUUUAUUUGACUCUUCAAAUUCUGUUAAACAUGACGUUGUACCAAGUCACGUUGGCUUGAAUAGAGAAAUGUAACUGCAAUUAAACUAAGAUUGGAUGUAAAUAUAUAUCUUUACUGUAUGCCUAA
This is a messenger RNA of Triplophysa dalaica, 2092 nucleotides long. RefSeq names its product YY1 transcription factor a (gene yy1a). Gene Ontology annotation, molecular function: DNA-binding transcription factor activity, RNA polymerase II-specific; RNA polymerase II cis-regulatory region sequence-specific DNA binding. Gene Ontology annotation, cellular component: PcG protein complex; transcription regulator complex. NCBI's taxonomy places the organism in Eukaryota, Metazoa, Chordata, Actinopteri, Cypriniformes, Nemacheilidae. The record is from RefSeq and is a predicted model, not a curated record. Gene Ontology annotation, biological process: regulation of transcription by RNA polymerase II. The transcript is spliced from 5 exons. The coding region runs from base 136 to 1209 and encodes 357 amino acids.